Messenger RNA from Suillus clintonianus, 1609 nucleotides. RefSeq lists its product as uncharacterized. The record is from RefSeq and is a predicted model, not a curated record. The transcript is spliced from 4 exons. Gene Ontology annotation, molecular function: protein binding. The coding region runs from base 142 to 1551 and encodes 469 amino acids. Lineage: Eukaryota; Fungi; Basidiomycota; Agaricomycetes; Boletales; Suillaceae.
UCUCGACCAACGAUCUCAAAGCCCAGCCCAAGUCUGGCCAUAAGCCAAUGCUGGGACUCACAGGAACCUGCAAGUGUACCACGACCCUUUAGGAUCUCUCAGUGUCUAUGCUCAAUCGCAAGGGCUACUAGUACUACUGAUAUGCCCAUUUCCCUCGACUCUCUCGAUGACGAUACCCUACUUGGUGUCUUUUUUGAGUUGACAGUUCCAGACGUGCUCAGCCUGAGACAAACAUGCCGUAGACUGCGAGUCUUCUCAACACAACAGAUUGUAUGGCAGAAUAUCGGUUCUUCCCAGAUAUUGCAGCAGGGGAUACCCUUCUCAAAGAAAGCCCUCUCGAGUUUCUCUGUUCAUGAUCUGGAGUACAGAGUACGCCGAGCAUACCAUCUAGGGAAGGCUUGGCAAGCUCCUUCAAUUACAUUUCGCCCGUCUGGCUUCGCAGCGAGCCGAGGGGGUCCUGUUCAAGACAUCCACUUCAUUCCAGGCUAUGAUCGGAGAUGGCUCAUCACAGUCUCUCAGGGUAUCUGGUCGAUGAUCACACUCUGGGACCGCCAUACCUUGACGAGAGUCACUUCUUGGUCCCCCCAAAAGGCCGUCUUCUCUGCUCUAGCAGUGAACACUUCUGAAGACUCUGAAGCUGCUCUCGCGGUGUCACUCCACCGAUACGAUUCCGUUGUAGUUGAGAUAUUAGCUAUAACGUCUAAAGCGCCAAACUCUCCGCUAGGUUUUGAAUGCAUUGCCCGACACAACACGUUGCGUCAACCAAUCGCUAUGCACGGGUCCUUACUGGCCUUGGCAGACGACGAAGCCGAAACAGUAAUAUGGAACUGGAAAACGCAGGAGUACGCUGUCUUGCAAAGUCCCGUCGAUGAGGACCUUUGGCGGAACCAAUGCACUCAGGUCGUCUUUGCAUACAAGACCAUUCUUGUCGUUAGAGCUCGUUCAGUCCAUGCAUUUGCAGAGCCAAAACUAGAACCACAUCCUAACACAUGCGUCCAUCACCCGUAUGCCCAGAGCACAUUCGGCUGGGUGGACGGUAUCUUUGUCUCUAUUUCACCAUCUUCGCCCAAGGACCCCACAGGAAUGAAAGGGCAGCCUCUGUCGGUUCUUGUGCGCAAGCAGAUUGAUGACCCGUGGUCAUCCACCUUCAAGAUUCAACUCUGGACUUUGAGUCCGUCCAAUGAAACUACUGUCGACGGGCCGCAUUAUAUUUUCCCUCCUUCUAUGACCACAGAAAUGCUCAGUCCACGUCGGGGGGCCCUACGAUGCACCGACAUGGUGCUUGGUCCGUAUGGGACUGCGGUCUGGGUGCAACCAGAAGACUUUUCGGUUGCGGGCCUAAUCUUUUCGAGCAAUAUGCCUGUGCCACAGUCUCACGAAAUACUUGUAGCGGUUGCCUUUCCUGGAUUGCUCAAUACUCAGGGUGAACCGCAGGUCAAGUCAUCGUGGAAGAAUCUCGGCGAGAAUUGGACAUGUCUUGAUUACGACGAGGAAAGAGGCUGCAUUGCACUAGGCUCGGUUGUUGGCGCUGUCACUAUCCUAGAUAUUUAAAUUUUAAUCACUAUCAGCCCAUCUGACUCUAUACAUGGCAUGCAACUAACUAUUGGUA